Messenger RNA from Huiozyma naganishii CBS 8797, 2358 nucleotides. RefSeq names its product small subunit rRNA maturation protein UTP4 (gene UTP4). Lineage: Eukaryota; Fungi; Ascomycota; Saccharomycetes; Saccharomycetales; Saccharomycetaceae. Gene Ontology annotation, biological process: maturation of SSU-rRNA from tricistronic rRNA transcript (SSU-rRNA, 5.8S rRNA, LSU-rRNA). The record is from RefSeq and is a predicted model, not a curated record. The transcript has a single exon. Gene Ontology annotation, cellular component: small-subunit processome; 90S preribosome; t-UTP complex. Bases 1 to 2358 code for a protein of 785 amino acids. Gene Ontology annotation, molecular function: RNA binding; protein binding.
AUGACUGGACAUGGAACUGUAGUGCACAGGGCACGAUUCUGCGAUUUUCUGCCCGGCAACAUCACUUCGCUGGCGUUCUCGCACCGGUCGACAGCAUCGAAGUUGACGCCGUCUGAUUUGCGGCUUGCUGUUGGGAAGUCAGAUGGGACUGUUGACGUGUGGAACCCACGGAACAACUGGAUUCAAGAGUUUGCGAUUGGCAGCGGUGGUGGGGAGGGCCGGUCGAUUGAGGGGCUCGUGUGGUGCAACGUGCGCGGACAGCCGCUCAGACUGUUCUCGAUUGGUGGGUCUACGACGAUCACCGAGUGGGAUCUGAGGGAUGGGUCACUGCUGAAGAACUACGACUGUAAUGCUGGGGUUAUCUGGUCCAUUGGCAUCAACAGGUCGCAGGAUAAGCUUGCGGUCGGGUGUGACAACGGGGCAGUAGUCAUUGUGGAUAUCUCGGGCGGUUCCGGGUCCCUCGAGCACGACACGAUCCUAGCUAGACAAGAGUCCAGAAUUCUGAACAUUGCAUGGAACGGUGACGAGUUUGUGAUCGGGGGUUGCUCGGAUGGGAAAAUCAGGGUCUGGUCCGCCGCGGCGAACGAGAGCCAAGAGGCGGCCCGCGGUAGACUACUCCACACAAUGAAGGUCGACAAAGCUAGGGGAGAGUCUACCCUUGUAUGGUCCGUUCUAUACCUACCAAACUUGAACCAGAUCGUAUCCGGGGACUCCACUGGGUCUGUCAAAUUCUGGGACUUCCAGUAUGCGACUCUGCUCCAGUCGUUCAAGCCGCACGAGGCUGACGUGCUGUGUCUCACGGCAGAUGUCGAUAACAACUCCGUGUUUACUGCGGGUGUUGACAGAAAGAUCUUCCAAUUCAGUUACAGCACAGCAAGCAACAAGCAAUCAAGCAGGAAAUGGGUCAACGCUGCAAACAGACUUUUUCAUGGGAACGAUGUCAGAGCGAUGGCCGCAUACCAGUCGAGAGGCGCUGAUUUCCUCGUAUCCGGUGGUGUCGAAAAGACCUUCGUGGUAAGCUCUCUGAGCUCGUUCGCCAACGGCAACUACAGAAAGAUGACGCAUGUACCGGCAACGGCACAGCGGAACGUGCUUUUAGCACCACAACAGAGGUACAUCGUCAUGUGGCAGAACAGCACGGUGAAAGUCUGGUAUCUGGGCACUGACGUGGAAGACGAAAAGAACUACAGGUUAGUCUGUAAACUGUCGCUAAAUAAAGAGGACGAGCCGAUCUUACGAUGCACGAUGUCCUUUGACGGUCAGGUUCUCGUGGUCAGCAGAAUGUCCUCUACCAAAAUUUUCCACUUGCUACCGAACGAAACAAUGACCAAACUGAAGGUGACCAAACUGGACAACGACUUCUUGUUGAAGACUGGGUCCAAGUUUGUCAAGUUUGUUGACAGUUCGGUCAUCGUGGUGUGUACUCCAGAUGACGAGUUAUUCACCUUGGAUCUGGAAUCCGACAUAGAGGGAGGUGAUGAAAAACCAACGGAACUGGAAAUGCCAGCCUUCCAGGGGACGAAGAGCACUUUCGAGCUCCCAUACUUGGCCAGAGUAAACCACAUGGAUGUCACUGAGGGCUACGUUGUCGUUUCUCGUGGUUGUGGUAUCGUCGACAUAAUUGACUUGAAGACACACGAGUCCAAAUCAUUGAUCCGUUUAACGGACUAUAUUACCGCAUUAAAGAUAAAUACAGAGAAGUCGAGCGUGAUAGUGGUAACAUCUGAGAAUAAAAUAUACGAGCUGAGAAUAGAUGAUGGUGCAAACGCUGAGGGCGGCUCUGAGAUCUUGACCGAAUGGUCCAAAAAAUGCACGGAUAACUUACCAAGAAGGUUCCAGAAUCUGAAGGACAAAUGCAACGGUAUAUUCCUGGACAAGGAGAACUGCAACAUGGUCUGGUUUUGGGGUACUUCAUGGUUGGUAAGGUUCGAUUUCAGCUUGGAUCUCCCCCUAAGCAAAAGAAAGAAGGUUGUCCUGAAGCGUGGCCGCGACGGAUUAACCAUAACAGACGAGAGCAAUUUCAUGAACGAUGCAACGGUGAGCCGCGGCGACUUCAAGGACGGCGAAAACAAUGAUGAUGACGAAGACGACGACGACGAUGAUGAUGAUGAGGACGGAAUGGAUCUCUCUGUCGACGACGCGAUCCUGCGUGCGAACGCCAGAGACAGCAACAGUUCUACCUCGAGCGUGCUCAGCAGAGCAAAGACAGAAUCGCAAGCAUUCUUCAUUUCUGACAAGUUUAAGCCAAGUUUAUACGCCGGGUUCAUUAACUCGAAAGAGAUAGUCGUUGUCGAACGGCCAUUGGCACAAUUACAAGCGCAACAAAAGGCAUUCCACCUGUCCAAACUGGUGUUCUAA